CCAAAGCACCCCGCGCGCGCGCACGCGGCUCACAUUACCGUCUCUCUCCAGCUCCACCGCGCGGAUAUUUUUACCCUCCUUCCUAAUAAUAAGUCGCCAUUUUGCUCCGUCGCCGUAUUUAAAACGCCUCCCGCGUGUCAUUUUAUUUCUCCAGACGCGCGCGCGCACCCACCACCACCCCCCCCCUCCUCUCUCCCCCCACCCCGUCUCCCCCCCGCUCUCUUUUACUCCGUAGUUUUUUUUUUACUAAUAUUUUACAGUAUUUUGUGGCGGUAGUUUUUUGACUGCGGAUCAUGUGAGACGCGCACGGUGGGGAGGGGGGGGAGGACGCGUCGGGGUGAACGAGGUGAAGAUGCGCCGCUCCUUCUCCGUUUUGUGACACCUCUCUCUCUCGCUCUCUCUCUCUCUCUCUCUCGGAUCGGAAGCGGCGGGGCGCGCGAGCCCCCGUCCGACGUCCUCGCGCCGUCGCGGCCGCGCGCGCCAUCGCCAUGUAACCGAUCGGAGGCGCGCGGCCAAACGCGUCACCUGACCGCACGUGGCAGAGUCGCUCCAGCCCGUCCAUCACCGCGAGGCGGCGGCGUCUCGGGACCCCUCAGGGCUAGGCGUGGACACGAUGGACGAGGGAAGUAGAAGAAACCCCCAAAAGAGCCUCCAGGAGCUCCGUGCCGUCCCAGCGGCCAUGCUGUCCCAAUGGAGGGAGCGUUUCCGGAGCCUGUCCCGCGUGAGGUGCCCCCGGCCCGGCUGCUGGCUCGAGUUCCCGAGCCUCUACGGGCUCAAAUACCACUAUCAGCGCUGCCAGGGGGCAGUGCUGACUGACCGCAGGGGGCCCACGGAAGCCCGUCUCCGAAAGCCCGAGUCCUGGAACCACCCUGGCUGGUCCCCAGCGGUGACAUCCCAUGUGGGACCGUACUCUCCGGAGGCCUCUGCGGUCAAGGGGGGCAGCAGGAAAAGGUCUGCCGAGGUCCUGUCCCCGGUUUUAGGGGCUGCUAAGGUGACGAAGGCCCAGGUGAUGACCCCUUUGUCCCGAAACGGCGAGCAGGUGCCCCGGAUACCCGCCGGGGGCCAGACGCCGGGGAGCAGCAGCUCGUCGGACACCUCGUCCUGGACGUCGGGGAGCAGCGAGAGCGAGAGUGACAGCCCCUCGCCGCUCCCCCAGGAAGAGGAAGAGCGAGAUCAGGAGGACGAGGUGGAGGCCGAGCGGGCGAGACACAGAAGGAAACAGAAAACUCCAAAGAAGUUCACCGGGGAUCAGCCGACCUUGUCUAGCACCUUUGGUCUGAAAGGACGGAAUCAUCUAGAGGACAGGCUCAAGUGUCGCAGGAUGGCGGACGGAAACGGCUUCGUGCAGCGCUGCCCGAGGAGGGAACGCCCCGCCCUCCACUCCGGACCCCCUGAGGCUCAGCGGCGCCCCCCCCCUCUGGAGCAGACCGGUUCCGAGGGUCCCACCAGGAGGCCCGCCUCAGGCCCCCAGAGUCCCCACAGCCCGCAGAAGCAUACGGAGGUCUGCCAGAAGCUCCAGGAUGCCGUGCAGUGCCUGCAGUGCCGGCAGCACUUUCGCUCCAGGGCCGGCCUGGAGUUCCACGCUAUGACAGAACACGGCGAGAGGAGCCACAGUGGCAAGAAGGAUGUCGCUGAGGUCCGAAUGCCCCUCUUCCAGUGCCAGCACUGCGGCAAAACCUACAGGUCCAAAGCCGGGCGGGAGUACCACCUACGGUCGGCACACUGCACCCUGGCAGGCUGUGGUACCACGGGUUCUGCACAAAAGCUGCAGAGACAGCAGGAGGUGGAGCAGGAGGAGCAGCUGGAGGUCCAGGAGGAUGAUGGGAGUGAUGAAGAUGAACAGCUGGAUUGCGGCAGCAGAGAGGAAGAAGAGCAAGCAGGAUGUGGCGGGAGGGAGGAGGAGGAGCAACAGGAAGGUGGGCGGGGCAAGGAGGCGGCGGGGCCGGAGCGUGGCCCGGGGAAUGGGGACGCGCAGCCAGUAGGAGGCGAGCAGGAGGACUGUGGGAGGACGCCCAGCGGGAGGGUGCGCCGACACUCUGCCCAGGUGGCCGUCUUCCACCUGCAGGAGAUCGCCGAGGACGAACUGGCCAGCUCGUGGGGAGGGCGACGCCACCGACGGGACGACCUUGUGCCUGACAGCAGGAAGCUAAACUACACGCGACCACAGCCGCUGACACUGAGCCCCGGCACCACGGAGCGCUGGAGGGCAGAGCUUAAGGAGAAGGGCUUCAUCUGCUGUUCCAACAGUGACUGCGGGGCCGUCUACUCGAGCGCAGCUGGACUCAAAGCUCACCUGGCGGGCUGUGAAAAGGGAGGGGGCACUGCAGGGCGAUACACCUGCUUGCUGUGCCAGAAGGAGUUUGGUUCCGAGAGCGGCGUCAAGUACCAUAUCAGCAAGGCGCACUCGCAGAACUGGUUUCGCACUUCGAACCGCCCGGCCCCAAACAGCGGGCCCAAAGAAACAUCAAACGGCCUGAAGGGGGCGUCGGAGAGCAGCGCAGCCGGGAAAAAAAGGGGCCGCAAACCCAGGGAGCAGCCGGCAGGGGGCGAUGUGGAGCCAGAGAACAGGUCUGCCGCAUCAGAAACUGUGAGAACCGAGGACGCCCCACCCCUCGCGCUUCUCGAUCCUGGAGCCUUGGGGGAGGGGGACCACUUUGUCCCAGACAGAGACACAAAUUCCCCCUUGAGGAGGAGGGUGAAACCCAAAAAAAUAGCACCCUCGUUUAAUCAGCCGGAGUAAGGCACGUUAACCGCUCGAGCGAUGGCCUGUAAUGGUGACAGUGGUAAAGGUCCCUUAAUGGUAUUGGACAGUGACGCUCGUUGGUUCCAGUUGCCCUGUAGAAGCCAGUAGGCUUCGUUCCUGGUCGUUUACACGUUAAUGACAUGCAACACUAUUUGCAUAUUUAGGGUAUUUGAUUAUGAAGCUAUUACCAGAGCAGACCUGUCUGACUUCACCAUUUAUAUAAACUUUUUGAGAGAAAGUAUUAUUGUGAUAUAAUGCAAUAUGAGUAAUAAUACGAUUCGUGUUCGUUUACAUAUGUGUUAUAGAGGUUUUUAAGUCUAAAUGCGGUUGAGUUUGCA
This is a messenger RNA of Scleropages formosus (Asian bonytongue), 3081 nucleotides long. RefSeq names its product zinc finger protein 512B-like. The transcript has 15 exons. Lineage: Eukaryota; Metazoa; Chordata; Actinopteri; Osteoglossiformes; Osteoglossidae. Gene Ontology annotation, molecular function: zinc ion binding. The record is from RefSeq and is a predicted model, not a curated record. The coding region runs from base 614 to 2740 and encodes 708 amino acids.